This is a messenger RNA of Monodelphis domestica (gray short-tailed opossum), 6503 nucleotides long. RefSeq names its product family with sequence similarity 168 member B (gene FAM168B). The record is from RefSeq and is a predicted model, not a curated record. NCBI's taxonomy places the organism in Eukaryota, Metazoa, Chordata, Mammalia, Didelphimorphia, Didelphidae.
CGCGGAGAGGGCGGUGUCUGGCGCGAGCCGGAGUCACUCCGUUCUCUCCCGCCCCUCCCCUUUUCUUCUCUCUCCCUGCCUCCCAUCUCGGGCGGAAGUGAGGUUAGGACGGUGUCCGGUUGCUGCGCAGAUUCGGGAGGGGAGCGAUUGAACGAGGGGGAGAGGCAGACGGACAGAGGGACAGCGGGAAGGAGGGAUAGCCGCAGCAGCCCGGGCAGCUCCACCAGCCUCCGGGAAGGCGCCGGCAGUGACGACGAACACCGGGAGUCCAGCAUCAGCACCUCGAGCCCGGAACCUCGGCGGCGGCGGCGGCGGCCGCAUCUCUCCUCCGGGGCCUCCCCGCCCCCAGCGUCCAGCCCCGUCCGAGAACCGAGGCCGAGCCCCCGUCGCCGCCGCCGUACGAACCCGCGCCCCAGCCUCCGAGGCUGCUGCUGGGGGACCAAAGCAGGGAGAGUCCCUGCAGCCGCCGCCCGAGCCAGCUAGCCCGCCCGCCCCCGUCGUCGCGGCUCGUUCUUGAAAUCAUGAAUCCUGUUUAUAGCCCUGGAUCUUCAGGGGUUCCCUAUGCAAAUGCCAAAGGAAUUGGUUAUCCAGCUGGCUUCCCAAUGGGCUAUGCAGCGGCUGCUCCUGCCUAUUCCCCUAAUAUGUACCCUGGAGCAAAUCCUACCUUCCAAACAGGUUAUACACCAGGUACACCAUAUAAAGUGUCCUGUUCACCCACCAGUGGGGCAGUGCCACCUUAUUCGUCAUCACCCAACCCAUAUCAGACUGCAGUGUACCCAGUUAGAAGUGCCUAUCCACAGCAGAAUCCAUAUGCACAGCAAGGCACUUACUAUACCCAGCCAUUGUAUGCAGCACCACCUCAUGUAAUUCAUCACACCACAGUUGUGCAACCAAAUGGCAUGCCAGCAACUAUGUACCCUGCUCCCAUCCCCCCUCCAAGAGGAAAUGGUGUGACUAUGGGAAUGGUUGCUGGGACCACUAUGGCAAUGUCAGCAGGUACUUUGUUGACUACUCAUUCCCCUACUCCAGUAGCCCCUCAUCCAGUUACUAUGCCUACAUAUCGGGCCCCAGGAACACCAACCUAUAGCUAUGUGCCCCCACAGUGGUGAUCAUCCUGGCAAAUGUUUGAAGAUGGGAGAUAUGCAAUCAAGUAAUUGAGGUUUAACAGUUGGUGCUGAAGCCCCUCAUGCCUCCAACCAGGACUUACUUUCUUCUGAAUGCUUUCAACACUUUGCUAAACACUACUAAAUUCAGAUCACUGAAGAUUUCCAGUGCUGCAUAUCUUACAUCUUGGAACUCCAGUAGUUAGUCUUAAAGCAAAUCCUGUUUUGUGGACUGUCUUGCAAUUUUUUAGCUAACUAUAAUGAUAAAAAGGGAGUAUAAAUUUAUUCUGAUCCAUAUCUAGUUGAAUGCAUGUUUAAAAACAAACACACACACACAGACACACACACACACACACACACACACACACACACACAUACACACACAGACACACAAGCUUGCUCAAUCUACCUGCAGUGACCGAUGCAAAACCAUCAUAUGCAAAAUCCAAAGGAACUGAAAAGUAUUUUACAACUUGUUAUCAAUGCACUGUUGUACGUAUGCAAAGUCUUAAAAAGGUAGAGUCGUAAAAGUGAAUUUCUUUAUAGAACAUCAUAAUAUCCAUUAGUACUUCAACUUCUUCCUCGAGGUUGAUGAAUUGACUGUUAAGGACAUGUUUGUUUGUUUUUUAAUUUUAGGCAAUUAUAUAUUUUUUUCCAAUUGAGUUCAGUUGAUAUGAGUAAACAUGACUGGAGGAAAGAUCUGACAGGUUCAAAAAUUCCUGCAGAAAAUCAGUUUUCCAAGCAUCCCCUUUCACUUGUAUUAUAUGGAGUCAGUGUUACAUAGACAUUCUUAAAAAUCCGAAUGAAAUACUAGAUUGUGUGGCCAGGAAGAGGAGGGGGUAACCUGUGAACAAAGCAGCUUUUUUGGCUGCCUAAAUUUUCUAUUACAAAUUCUGGAGAAGUAAUAUUUUCUACAUCUUAAUGAAAACUCAACUCUAGUACAUAAUCAUUUUUUUCAUGUGAUGGAGGAUAGGUUUAAAAAUGAGACAGCCACACUUUUGGGAGUUAUCAGAUUCUGCUUUUUUCCAAUUUAUUCCAUCGAUUUCCUAAAGAAUGUUCUAUUCAGCUGAAAAACAUGUACAGUUUGACCUAACUUUUAAAAAUCUAACAAAACAUGUAGGCUACUGCUAAGAUUUUUCACAAACAGGCAAGACUUCAGCUAUAUGUUAUGAUUACAGUUUGUGUUCUUAAGAAUUAAAGGGGAGCAAAACAGGUUUUUUUUUUUUUUAAUGUCCUUAAUCUCAUGUUUCUUGUAGUGGAUUAUGCAUACAUUUGUAGCAGGGCUGUCAGAAUGUAUGAACAUUCAAAAACUAGGGAGUUUUUCCUUUUCAAUUUGCCAAUUGAUUUCUGAACAUCAUAUGGACUGCCUUUGAGUCAUGGUAUCUUUUGAUGCAAACUUUUAAAUUUUAUUUUACCUCAGAUGUUAUUUGGGAAGCAUGGCCAUGAGUCCAGCUGCAGAUUAGUGUUUCCAUUGUCUUGAGUCUCUUCCACUGUCUUUUCCUUCUUUCUCAUAGCAGUUAUAAUUCAACUCAAAGUAAAUGCUGUUAUGGAUGAAGGACUAGCAUUAGAGUUAAUUUGCAUGCCAGAACUGUUGCUAAAAGGAAUUUAACUUAGAAAUAUGAAUAUCGUGCAAAAAAGAAAUCACAAGGGUUGGAUUUUUUUUUGUUUGUUUUUUGUUUUUACCCGAGCCUGAUUGACUUGCCCUGUGUAGAUUUGAUAAGUUUCAGUGCUUUUACUUUUUGACUGCAAUAAAUUAUGCAGUAAAUGGUUACAAAAUUUUGUUCCCUUUUAAGAGUUUACAGAGAGGUCUGUCAGGCUGUGUAGCAUUUGCAGUUUUGUUACAACUCACAAGUGAUUUUGAGUAGCUCCUGUUUUAUUUUUGGGGGUGGAAUCCUGCUCCUUUUGUGGAUUUGGCAGCUCCUUCAGGCUAGUACCUAUACCUCCACUAAAGCAUUCUUCUCUAAGGAGAGAGGGAUGUGUUCCUGAACAGCCAUUGAAAUAAGAGUCUUUAGUAAUUUUAUUUUUUACAGCACUCUUCAUUUUUUUUAACUUCCACAUUUUAUUUUAUAAAGUCUAGGAAUAUUUUUGCGUGGAUCACUGUAAACAGAAGACCCUUUAUUCCUUCCUAAUGCCUCUUGACAUAAUUAUAGUAUUUACUUAUAAAUACUUUAAAAUGUUUCAUGAGCACUUAAUGCAACUUAGGGACUACCAUAUGUUUUUAUGGAGCAGAAAUUGACCCCCAGAGAAAACAAUUUGAAUCCACAGUGCUUGUUUCAGUCUAUUUUUAAUAAUUCCAUUUGUAAAGUAAAUAAAUUUGCAGAUAGUGACUGGAAGGAUGUUCUGCUCCAAGAACUAAAGUGAAUGAACUGAUAGGAUGAUUUUUUUAGUUUAUCAAUAUUUCAUUUAGAAGAGAGUCACCAUCUUAAAGUAUGUUCUCAAUUAAAAAAAAAAUAGGUAUGAGGUGUGGAAUCAUUCAAAUGAAAGAAAUCAUACAGAAUGGCUCUAAAGCCUUGCUGUAUAAUUUCUUGUUAGACAGGAAUGAGCAUGAAGCAUUAGAACUGUAUGAGGGAGAACUUUCAUAAAUGCUAGCUAGCAUAGAUAGCAUUUUUGAGAGAGAGAGAGAUUCUCUGUACAUUACAUUUUUCAAGAAUGUCAGGUUCUUAAAUGUAAUUUUUUUCACCCAAUGAUAGUUUUUCUUCCAUACCUCCUCCUUAUCCUCUAAAAAUUUGAGUAGUCUUGUUCAUUGAAUUACUAAAUUGCAUUAUGGGAUUCAUCCACAAAGAGAAAUUUUCAUUUUUGCAGCUAUCAGGAUACCAUCUUUUAUAAAUGAUUCAGUAUAAUAAGAGAGAGAUCACUUCUGUUAACUAAGGACACGUGCUUGGUCAUGUGAAUAAUUAGAAUAGUAACAAAACAUGGUGGUAGGGGAUUAAAUAUAUCUUAAUGACAUUUUGUUAAAUUAAAAGAAAUAAAGAGAUAUAACUAGGGUCAAAAUUAUACACUAUAAUGUUGUAUUUUUAGGAGACAAAUUAUAGCAAUAAAAAACCUCCUGAAACCUUCUCUCCUUUUUAUAUUACAUUCCUGAUUCAGGACUCCUACAAACGCAAGCAUUUAGCUAUAUAUUGGGACUUCUUAGGAAAUGGAAGCAGGACAGCAGCAAUGGGGAAAUGUAUUGGUUCCUGUCAACAUUUGGCAGCUUUAUAGGAGUGAGAUUUCUUAUGACAUAACUUUAACCUAAGACCCAAGAGAUCUAGUGUAUCAGAUCUGUAGAUUCUACUGUUUUUAUUGCAAUAAAAAUCUUGUUUAGGAUCUGUGGUAGGUAUUCAAUUUAUCAAACCUAGCGACAUAUGCAGGCUAUUCUUUGGGAAACAAGGCGAAUUAUUGUUCUUAGAAAUUCAUCAGUCAUUGAUUGGCAUAGUUCAUUAUUAACCAAGCAGUUUAGAAAAUUUAAAAAUCAGUCUUUUUUAUAAACUUGAAAAAUGUUAGUAAAGUUAUUAGUUUUACAAAAUUGUUAUUCAUUGGAAUUUUUCCUUGUAUGCUAUGCAAAUGAAAUAUUGAUUCAGUGGUAAAGAAACCAGCGAUCCUUUGGGCUAUGCUAUUAGGAAAUUUCCUUUCUUACCUUACUUGUCAUAUUCACCUGGUGCCACCCUUCAAUCUUGUCAUGCCCAGGCUUUCUGGUAUCAUCUGGCCUAGAACUAAUGAUGUUUGAAUUGAUAUGCUAUUUAUCUGUUGAUACUUUAUCAGUAGUGAGAGGAAAUACAUUUUUGUCUAAAACUAGAAAUCAAUUUAAAUGAUUUUAUUUAGUAGCUUUGCUCCUGUGCAUAUCCAUUAUUUAUUUUAGCACAUCCAUGAGUGGGAAAAGGCAUGGCACAUAUCAAAAAUUUACAACGUGCAUGGAAAAUCAAAUCGAAAUGUGUCUGCCUGCCUUUUACAGAAAUUUGAGCAUUACAGAAAAUCUGUUCUGGAAAUUUGGUCUCAGUUUUCCUGCCCUUGGAUUUGUUAGUGUUCAGCACUGUUUUGACUGGAGAACAUAUCAUCAUCAUCUUGAAUUCUCCUCUUUGGCUUGACUGAAUAAAGAACAUUGGCCUGAGGCUUUUAGAGAAAUGCCCCCAAAACAUACUGUGCAUCAUUUAGCAGAGGAGCAGCAGUAAGGUCCUAGUUGAUUGUGAUUUAACAUGGCUAUAGUAAAUUAGAAGUCUGAUUGAGACAAAUAACUUGUUCUAAUUUUUCUCUUGCUUAAAGGAGACAGGGGUGGUUCUCCUCGCAGAGUGAAAUUUAGGGGAGGGGAGAUUAAAAGUUUUUGUCCAAGGCUUUCAUUUUACGAAGUUAUUUAGGCACCUCUCAGAAUUACUCUUAAGUGGCAUUUAUGCUUUAUUGGACCUACAAUUUCCAGAGUAAAGUAGUUGAUAUAUUAUAGAAAAUACACCAAAGUGGAAUAGGUGGUUAUUUAGAAAAUAGAUAGAAGAAAAAUAUUAAAUUGGCCUUGGGGUUUUUUUUUUAAUCCCCAAAGAAAGGGAAAACCCCAAAUGUCAUCUUGUGUCCAUUCAUGUAGUCCCAACUCGGUUCAGAGAUAUUUUCCAGAUUGAUUGGGACUUUUCUAUCAGGUGUAUGAACCAUCUUAAAAUGAGGCAAGGCAGGGGGACAGUACUGAUAAAGGAAACCAUUGCUUGGUGUACAUGGUAGAGAAAACUUGAUUAGCUUCAAGAGAAAAUUAUUGAACUGUCAAAUACAAGAUUUGUGAACACCGACCACUACCAGAAGCCUGUUGGUCAUAAUCCCAUGUGACCAACCUUUCCCAAUUUCCUGGAGCUGAAUUUAAGAGUAAUUCUGACUGCCAGGCUGGUAGGGUCUAGUCUGGGUCCCAGCAGUAUACUGUCUUGAAAGGUUUAUUUUAGCUGGUUCCUGUACAGACUUGUUUUUAAAUAGAAUGGGUUUGUUAGUGUUCUUUUUUAUUGUAGUACUCUUACUGGCUGCCCUGUGUCCAAAACAAGUGAUUGCAUGCAACAAAAGUACAAACGAAAAGGACCCAAUAAUAGUUCUCCAUAUUUUGUUAUUGAAUAGACACAGGUUUCUUUUUUUUUUUAAUGAUUUUUUAAAAAAAAAUACUGUUUUUCAGACAGUUAUGUUGGUACUUUUUUUUUAAAGUUAGGUCAGUGUUGUCUUCCAAAAUGUUAAAAAGCAUCACUCACUUCUGCAUUGAACUUAUGGUGUCAACACAAAGGUGUGGAAAAAUCCAUCCUGAGCCAGUUCAAUUAUGUGUAAAUUCAUACUUUUUAAUUUUUUAUGCAAUCCGAUGAGUAGAUGAGCUCAGAUUUAAAAUUCUUAAAAAAGCACGUUUAUUGUAACAAGAAUUGUUAUGUAUUAAUACUUCAGUUUUCAAUAAAGAUUGACUUGUGUUGCUUA